AUGCUUCUUCUGGUUGGAGUAUGGCACAACAUCAGAAACUUCCAAGUUAGGCCUGCUGGAGGAGCUUAUCGCACAACAAACCAUACCUACAAGAUUUCAAUUAAUCAAGCAACAGCCGUUAGUCCGUGCAAUUUCAUGAAUGAUGAGCUAUAUCUUAAUUUGGUCGAUUUUGAGAGCGUUUUAUCUGGAACACUUGAUGAAAAACUCCUAAUAGAUGUUCUGGGCCAAGUUUUGGAUUGUGGUGCUGUUGAAACCAUUCAGUGUGCUGGGGGGAACCCGCGUAAGAAACUAGAGUUCACCCUAAGAGACAUCAAUGAUUCAAGAAUACCAUGCUGUAUUUGGGGCAAAUUAACCGACAUUCUCCAUUCUUCCUGCAAUCAAGACGAUGGAAUGGUUACUUUGCUUCUGAGGUUUGCUAAAAUUGGCAAGUUUGGAGGAGAACUACAAAUAUCUAACUUCUUUGAUGCUUCUCAAAUGAUCAUCAACCCUACAAUACCCGACGCAGAAGCAUUUAAAGAUAUGGAUACUGAAGAUGACAAAACUCUAAUGCCAUAUGAAAGUAAUGAGGAGAGUCAAGAGUACAUCAACAAGCAAGUUGAUCAGGCAGAUAAGCGAGUACAGCGUGAUAAGUGGUUGCUAUAG
Brassica napus (rape) is the source of this 642-nucleotide messenger RNA. RefSeq lists its product as uncharacterized. The transcript has 5 exons. Bases 1 to 642 code for a protein of 213 amino acids. Lineage: Eukaryota; Viridiplantae; Streptophyta; Magnoliopsida; Brassicales; Brassicaceae. The record is from RefSeq and is a predicted model, not a curated record.